GAAGAGUUUUCGCUGCGUGAGGAUCGUUUGCUGGCGAAUGUGUCGGAUUUGAUUGAGACGAAUCAUCGCGAGACUAUUAAUGUUGUCCGAAACGCGCUCAAUGAGAAUUCAGUGGCCGUAGAAAAUUCUAUUCAAGCAAACCAUAAGUUGAGUGCGGAUGCUGUUUCUCACAGAGUUACUGAAAGAUUACGAGAGCAAUUAACAACGAUGGUGGUACCAGCUAUAGAACGGAUUUGCGCGCAGCUAUUCAAGCAGCUUAAUGACAAUUUCCGUCAUGGUCUUGACCAGUACCUGCAGCAAAUGCGAGCACUGCAAACAGCUACAUUGGCAGCCGUUGCGGCAACCGCUACACCAGCUCCUUCGCUUUCCGUCGGUGCCGACCGACAGGCUCUUGCUCACAUGAUUAAAAAUAACCAAAUACCCCUUGCGUUCGAAACGGCGUUAAACCAGGGUGAUCAAACUGCUUUGGAGUUUGUUUGUAACAAUGUCGAUCCUGAUGAGAUUUUCCGUUAUCCGGGUACUCUAUCACAACCUGUGCUGCUAUCUCUCCUGCAACAGCUUUCGUUACGCCUCGACUCGGACACUGAUCUGAAAUUUCGGUACAUGGAGCACAUUGUCGAUGUCCUCCAACCCCACGACGACGACAUUAGCGUAAUGGUGCCCAAAGUUAUUGAUGGUCUCAUGCAGAGUUUGACUGAUUCCCUCACCACUUAG
This is a messenger RNA of Ostertagia ostertagi, 714 nucleotides long. Lineage: Eukaryota; Metazoa; Nematoda; Chromadorea; Rhabditida; Trichostrongylidae. The record is from the annotation of a GenBank genome assembly.